CAGCAAUCUUCUCCGGACGCGUGCCGCAUUGAUUUUUUCAGAGCAUCAUGAAAGGCUGUUGCGCCAUCACAGGUUCCAUCCUGAGAUAAUUGAUGCUAAGUCACUGGUGUUCGACGAAGGCUCCACUACAGCUAAAGCGCUCUUGUUAUUGAAAUAGACGAAAAUUUAGAGGGUUUCCAGCGGUGUCCUAGGAGGGUUUCUAUCAAUAAAUAGUAUUGUAUCUUCCCCGCCACAACCCUUUCAACCUUAAAACCAAAUAUAGGAAGCCACGGCCGACGUGGAUGGCACUAGAGGAGAUCCCGCUAUGGACUACGAAAGUGUGAGAUAUGAAUAUCUAGACUAGAAAGAUAUCUCCUGCAUCAACGAGAUACAUUUUCUAUCGAUACCUUGGGUUAGAGUAGUGCCUAUCCUCCAACACACUCUAUGCUUGACCUGAAUUAAAAAAAUGUCGUAUUGGGAUCGUCAGGAGAAAGAGUUUCUAGCUCGGCUAGACAAGACUCUAGACGACAUGAACGGCCAGUCUUCCUCUUCGACCGCCCGGCGGGAAGACGUUGCUCCGGUUAGCUUGAGAUCUGAGGAAAAUCCCGUACUAGAAAGAAGGGACAGAGCAGACGGUGCCCGCGGUGACGUAGCAAGCAGCGCACCGAUGAAUUCGUCUGGCAUCUCGGGCAUAGUGGACGAGAACAGGGGGAUAACGGGCGCAGCUCCAGAAACAACUAUAAUAGGCUCGCGGCCGUUACCAGGAGACACAAGAAGUUCUACAACAGCAUCUUCAGGUAGUGCAACCAUAGGGGCACCAGCAUCCGUGAACUACGAGCAACUAAAAACUGCAGUUUCUGGGGACUACUUAACUUCGGUGAAAGCGACUCCAUCUACCUCAACAGUAGGUUCCGAGACGGAAGCGGCGAUGCCUGAUGCUUUGAGGGUCUUCGUCGAAAAAAUGCACAAGCUAAUUCAAAAACGGGGACCCGGAUUCAACAUACAAAAAUUUCUCGAUGGCACUGUCAUGAACAAAGACUCAUUCGGCUAUCUUGUGGAAGAUGUGUAAUAAAAAUUGGUCCCUUUCGUUUGUUAGAGCCCCAAUUCGACAAUCCUUUUUUUGUCUUACACACAAUAACUUCUUUCUUCAUUGAGUACGUACAAAGAGCAAAUAUCCUUUUACAAGUUGCAACUUAAGCGACAUCUACUAAAGCAAUUUUUCACUUGUUUGUCCUUCCAUCCCUUUUCAUGCUCUGUGAAUCAGAUUCGAGAUCAAUUGCGUGGCGGAAUGCGGCCGCGGGACUGACGAAAUUUUCGACCUCGCGCUGAGGCACCAAGACGCUGACAAGCUUGAUUUGGUGAGAUUGCUGAUUUGACGACAUUUUCCAUAGGUACGGAUCCGGCGAAAAUUCCUCAAAUGUAGGAAGGCUAAGCAACACGAAUCUGCGCUCGGCGCAAUUUAGAGGACAUCACAACAUUCGAACACAACAUUGAUCGGAACACAACAUCCUACAACACACUUUCCGAACAGCCAUACUCAGGAGGUAGUGAUGCUAGCAGGUGGGGAGGAUCAGUUUACAUAGAGUAAGACAUCUUGAAUGACGAAGGCACAACAAGUGAUUCCUAAUCGUGAUCGUCCUUCAUGGAGAUGUCUAAGCCACAUAACUUUUUGACACCCACCUGAACACAAAUGCUAUUUUUUGGUACAAUGAAUUGCGUAAACAUGUUUGUUAUAACAAAUGGCAACUGGUGAAGAUGACAAGGAUCUGACGCAUUCGCAUGGCUGCUGCCACACCAUUAGAAAAAUCCAACUCAGCUUUUUGUGAGGAGGCUCCAAAAUUUUUUUGUGAAGCUGCGUGGAGCGACUCCGAGUCCGCGUCUUCUUGGUAAUUUUCGUAGUGUGAG
Messenger RNA from Amoebophrya sp. A25, 1884 nucleotides. The record is from the annotation of a GenBank genome assembly. NCBI's taxonomy places the organism in Eukaryota, Dinophyceae, Syndiniales, Amoebophryaceae.